AAUGAAAAACGACUUUUAUUUUGAAAAGGACGUUUCUUGCUUCACACAUCACAGGAAGGUCAAUAUGGAGGUUUCAAACUCGUGUUGUGAGAUUGAAGAGCUAAUCGUGUGUUAAAAGCAUUUACAUGUGAUUUACAACUGAAAGUCUAAUCUUUAGAGCUGAAUAGUGUGUGUUAGCUCGUUGUGUUUAUGGCUAAUGCUCAGUAUUAGCAUUUAAUUUACUGCAGGAGUCGUUCAGCUUGGUGAAACGGAGAUGUUACAGGGUUUGUGUAAAUUUCACCGGCGGUUCGCUGGAGCUCUUCUGCCUUUUGCUGCUCGUCCGUUAACGUUAACUUCAUCAGCGCACGUGCUAAGAGCAAACUACGGAAGUGCUACAGCAGAGCGCAGGAAAUUCUACCAGGAUGUCAGUAUCUCUCAAGGUGAAGGUGGCCUGUUUGAGAUAAACCUGGAUAGGAGAAAGCUAAAAACUCCAGGAGGAAAACUUUUCACUGUGCCCAAUGAAGCCCUGGCCAUAGCUGUUGCUACUGAAUGGGAUGCUCAGAAGGACACACUCAAGUUCUACACCAUGCAUCUAACCACUCUGUGCAAUACAGCUCUUGAUAACCCAACACAGCGCAACAAGGACCAAAUGAUCUCUGCUGCACUGAAAUUUCUGGAGACUGACACUAUUUGUUACAGAGUAGAAGACCCUCCAGGACUUGUCGAAUUACAGAAGAAUGAAUGGGACCCUGUUAUGGACUGGAUUGAAAAAAGGUACAACGUUAUCAUCGGGUCAUCCUCUAGUAUAAUGGGCCCGCAAAUUCCAGAGGAGACCAAGGAAACAUUUCGCCAGCACCUUGAGUCUUAUAAUUUGUGGUCUCUGACAGGGCUCGAGUAUGUGAUCUCACAACUGAAGUCAGUGAUUCUGUCAUUUGGGUUGAUUGACAGACAUUUAACUGUGGAACAUGCAGUUCUGCUGUCUCGACUAGAGGAGGAAUACCAGAUCCAGCAUUGGGGAAAUGUCGAAUGGGCUCACGACUAUGAUAUGUAUGAGCUGCGGGCUCGCACAGCAGCAGGUGCCCUGUUUGUCCAUCUGUCAUCUGAAAGUUCCACACUGAAGAAAAAACUGCUUCGGGACUGAUCUGACCCGUGCACAUGAGACAAAAUACAUCUUCUCUGCUUAUAGUAUUAUUACUGUAAUAUAAGGAUGAUCAUGGAAACUGAAUUUUGUGUAUUGAUGUGUCUGGAAUUGUGACAUUUCUCUGUUUAAUUGAAAAAGUCUAAAGCCUUUAUCCAAUUUCUCUGUAGUAUGUGAGAAUGUUAAUGAAGUGUAAGAAUGUUUCCAACUAUUUUCAGUGGGUAUUUAGGGUACCUUUUCCUGCCUCCUAGCUUCAGGAUACCUAGUUUAAUUCUGAACUUGGUGUCUGUGUGGUGUUUCACGUGUUCUCCCCAUAAAUUUGUGCGUGUGUGAGACGGGCCUUGUGAUGGACUUGCUUCCCAUCUAGGGUGCAUUCCCGACUCCCCAAGAUCCACCUUGAUCCUGAUCAAGAUAAAGUCAUUACUAAACAUGAAUGGGGUUAUUAUAUGUUAAGUUAUAUAUAUUGUAUAUUCUAAUAAUAUUACUGUGAAACAUUAAAUAUUCUGUCGUUGUGACUGAAUGAACUAUGAA
Ictalurus punctatus (channel catfish) is the source of this 1648-nucleotide messenger RNA. RefSeq names its product ATP synthase mitochondrial F1 complex assembly factor 2 (gene atpaf2). Lineage: Eukaryota; Metazoa; Chordata; Actinopteri; Siluriformes; Ictaluridae. Gene Ontology annotation, biological process: mitochondrial proton-transporting ATP synthase complex assembly. Gene Ontology annotation, cellular component: mitochondrion. The record is from RefSeq and is a predicted model, not a curated record. Bases 254 to 1120 code for a protein of 288 amino acids. The transcript is spliced from 8 exons.